Brassica oleracea var. oleracea is the source of this 2168-nucleotide messenger RNA. Its product is annotated as pentatricopeptide repeat-containing protein At1g33350. Gene Ontology annotation, molecular function: RNA binding; protein binding. The record is from RefSeq and is a predicted model, not a curated record. NCBI's taxonomy places the organism in Eukaryota, Viridiplantae, Streptophyta, Magnoliopsida, Brassicales, Brassicaceae. Gene Ontology annotation, biological process: RNA modification.
AUGGGGACACGUGUAAGCCCAUACCUCUGACACACUACCCUCCACGCGCCGUCACGCAUGGCGGAGCUUUUACCUGAAACCGGUCAAUUUGUCUCGGACGUGAUUUCCAAGUCGACCCAUUUGAAUCAUUUGAAGCAAGUUCAAUCCUUUCUCGUCGUUGCUGGACUAAGUCACUCACCGUUCCUCUGUUUCAAGCUCCUCCGUUUCUGCACUCUUCGUCUCUGUAACGUCUCCUACGCUCGCUUUAUCUUUGAUCGCUUCUCUUACCCCAAUACGCAUCUCUACGCAGCCGUUUUAACCGCUUACUCUUCUGCUCUCCCUCUCCAUGCUUCCUCCGCCUUCUCCUUCUUCCGUCUUAUGGUUAACCGCUCUGUUCCCCGUCCUAAUCACUUCAUCUACCCUCUCGUCCUCAAAUCAACACCGCAUCUCUCCUCUGCUUUCUCAACUCCUUUGGUGCAUUCACAUUUGUUUAAAUCCGGGUUUCAUCACUACCUCGUCGUGCAAACUGCUCUGCUUCACGCAUACGCCUCCUCUGUUUCUCACAUCCCUCUUGCAAGACAACUGUUCGACGAAAUGUCUGAGAGAAACGUUGUUUCUUGGACUGCUUUGCUUUCUGGGUAUGCGAGAUCCGGUGAUAUCUCCAAUGCUAUUACCCUCUUUGACGAAAUGCCUGAGCGUGAUGUCCCUUCCUGGAACGCCAUUCUUACUGCUUGUACACAGAACGGUCUCUUUGUGGAAGCGAUUUCUCUGUUUGGAAAGAUGAUCAAUGAGGCUAAUGUUUUUCCUAAUGAGGUAACUCUAGUUUGUGUCCUAUCCGCGUGCGCUCAAACUGGUAACCUUCAGCUAGCCAAGGGGAUUCACGCCUUUGCAUACCGUCGUUCCCUUUCUUUCGAUAUGUUCGUUUCGAAUUCCUUGGUGGAUUUGUAUGGAAAAUGUGGCAACUUGGUGGAAGCAAGCUCUGUUUUUAAGACGGCGAACAAGAAAAGUUUAACAGCUUGGAACUCCAUGAUAAACUGCUUUGCCCUCCAUGGUAGAAGCGAAGAGGCCAUAGCAGUGUUUGAAGAGAUGAUGAGUAACGAUGUAAAGCCAGAUCACAUUACUUUUAUCGGUCUUCUCAAUGCGUGUACACAUGGAGGUUUGGUAACAAAAGGUCGAGAAUAUUUAGACCUCAUGACAAACAGAUACAAUAUUGAGCCAAGGAUUGAGCAUUACGGCUGCCUAAUAGAUCUUCUAGGCAGGGCAGGUUUCUUUGAUGAAGCAUUGGAAGUUAUGGCCGGGAUGAAGAUGAAAGCAGAUGAAGCUAUUUGGGGAUCAUUGCUCAAUGCUUGUAGGAAGUAUGGCCAUUUGGAUUUGGCUAUAGUUGCUGUUAACAAUCUGGUUACUCUAAAUCCCAACAAUGGAGGUUACAUCUCUAUGAUGGCAAAUUUAUAUGGAGAGAUGGGUAACUGGGUAGAGGCACGCAGAGCUAGAAAGAUGAUUAAACACCAGAAUGCUUAUAAAACACCAGGCUGUAGUUGGAUUAUGAUCGAUGGUAAAGUCAAUCAGUUCUAUUCUCUUGACAAGUCGCAUCCGAAGAGCGAGGAGAUAUAUAUGAUACUUGACAGUUUGAUGUCUUUAUGACACCUUGGGAUGGUCCUAGAUUUUCCAUAUCACCUGACAACCUGACAAAGCUGUGUACUCUUCUUUCUAAUAGCUAGUGUCAUGGACAAUGGAUGAUUUACACUGGAAAUCGACUUCAGAGAAGCUGUGAAAGUUAUAAUUUUUCCAUUUUUUAAAUUGGCUGAUCCAGGUUACACUUUUUACUAAUACCCAACAGCUGUUACUGUAAUGUUAUAACGUGAUUUUACAGCAAAAGAUAUGUUGCUUCUUGAGCCAGUUACUUUCUGACUUCUCAUGUUACUCGAGCCAAAAAACUAUUAUGAUACUCUCGUUUACAUGUUGUUUGUACUUUGAUUAAACAUGGCGAGUAGGAGAAGUUACUUAUGUUAUCCAUUACAUGUUCUUAAUGUUUUCGUAUCACUUUUUCGCGUAGAUUUGUUGGGACUGAUCGAUAAACAAACACAUAAUAUAAAGACCUGUUACAUGUUUUAUUGCAUUUAGUAAUAUAUAUUACAAAAGUCUUACAAGACAUCAAACUCGGUUCUGGAUUUAACAAGAGCUCUUGUUAG